UUUUGUGCUUAUUCGAUUCGAGAGAAAGGAUCGAACUUUAGAGCUUCGAAUUUCAAGUAAGACACCACUAUUCAAGUACCAACUUUGUUGGUUCGCGAUGGCGGCUGAUGAACCAGAAAUUUAUGGCUACUACUAUGACAAUGAAGAAGAUAGAGGGUUGCUUGAUCCUGCAUGGGAGAGACAACAAAAAAAGACGUUUACAGCCUGGUGUAACUCUCAUCUGCGAAAAAUUAACGUCCAGAUUGACGAAAUUACCACAGACUUUAGCGACGGCUUGAAACUCAUGGCUUUGCUGGAAGUAAUAUCAGGCGAAAGACUUCCUAAACCCGAGAAAGGACGGCUGCGAUUUCAUAAAAUUUCCAACGUUAAUAAAGCUCUAGACUUUGUGGCCAGCAAAGGAGUAAAACUUGUGUCGAUUGGAGCUGAAGAAAUUGUGGAUGGUAACUUAAAGAUGAUUCUAGGAAUGAUCUGGACCAUAAUUCUUCGGUUUGCGAUCCAAGACAUAGCAGUAGAAGAAUUGUCUGCGAAGGACGGCCUGCUGCUUUGGUGUCAGCGUAAAACUGCUCCAUAUAAAAAUGUCAACGUGCAAAACUUUCACACAAGUUUUAAAGAUGGCUUGGCUUUUUGUGCUCUUAUUCAUCGUCAUCGGCCGGACCUUAUCGACUAUAACUCCCUAAGCAAGGAGACCCCUUUGGAAAACUUGAAUUAUGCCUUUGAUGUUGCUGAGAAACAUCUGGACAUUCCCAAAAUGCUUGACGCUGAAGACAUGGUGAACACUGUAAAGCCUGAUGAAAGAGCUGUGAUGACUUAUGUCUCAUCCUACUACCAUGCCUUUACCAGCUCACAAAAGGCUGACACAGCAGCCAAGCGUAUUGGUAAGGUUCUCAACAUCAACAGAGAUAAUGAGAAGAUGAUGGAGGACUAUGAAAAAGUUGCCAGUGAUCUUCUUGAUUGGAUCAAUAAGACCCUACCCUGGCUUAAUGACAGAUCAAGUGAUGGCACACUGAGUGAUAUGCAGAAAAAGCUUGAUGCUCUUCGUGUGUACCGAAGAAGUGAAAAACCUCCUAGAGUAGAAGAAAAAGGGAUGCUGGAGACAAAUUUCAACACAUUGCAGACCAAACUUCGCCUUGGAAAUCGACCUGCAUACCUCCCAACAGAAGGGAAAAUGAUCAGUGACAUCAAUCGUGCAUGGGGAGACUUGGAAGGUUCUGAGAAAGAUUUUGAAGACUGGUUGUUGAAGGAAAUGAGAAGGAUGGAACGACUCGAUCACUUAGCCCAAAAGUUCAAACACAAAUGCAAUAUUCAUGAAGCUUGGACAAGUGGAAAAACUGACAUGUUGAAGAAAAAUGAUUUUGAAAAUGCCUCACUGGCUGAAAUUUUGCAAAUCUGUGAUGAGUGCAAAGACCUUGGACAGUUAACAGAAGAUCGACGGAAAAAACUUGAGGACCGUGAAGCAGUACUGGUACAACUGGACAACUUGCUGUUAGAGUUUGCCAAAAGAGCAGCGCCAUUCAACAACUGGCUAGAAAGUGCACGCGAAGAUUUAAUGGACAUGUUCAGUGUGCAUACUGUGGAGGAGGUUGUGGAACUGCAAGAUGCCCAUAAGGUCUUCAAGGACAACAUGCCAGCUGCAAGAGACGAGUAUCAUUCUAUUAUGAAGUUGAGUGACGUAAUUGAGGAAUUGAGUGAUCUGGAAAACCCUUACACCAGCCUUACUAAACAGGAAAUCAUGCUCGCAUGGAAUGAGGUCGACACUCUGGUACCAAAGAGAGACGAACUGCUUGAAAAUGAGAAGGAAAGACAAGAACGUAACGAGAAACUUCGGGUGGAGUUCGCACAAAAGGCGAAUCAAAUUGGACCGUGGAUCAGACGCAACGAAGAAGAGUUACGAUCUAUUACUUUGACAUCCGUUGGACCUUUGGAGGAACAACUGCAAGCAAUACAAGGACUUGAAAGAGAUGUUACCAGUCACAAGCCUCAAAUGGAUGAGUUAGAAUUGGUUAACCAGGACGUCCAAGAAGCUUUGAUCUUUGAGAAUCCCCAUACAGAAUACACCAUGGAAGCUCUUCGAGUUAACUGGGAGCAGCUGCUAACUGCAAUCGCUAGAAACAUCAAUGAAGUUGAAAAUCAGAUUCUAACAAGAGAUUCCAAAGGUCUUUCAGAGGAACAGAUGAAAGAAUUCAGAACUUCAUUCAACUUUUUCGACAAGGAUGAAAACGCGCGACUUGAGCCGCAUGAAUUUAGACAGUGUUUGGUCAGUUUAGGACACUCGCUUCCCGAAGGAGAUAAGGGUGACGUAGAGUUCAACCGACUCAUGACUAUUGUAGAUCCAAACAACACGGGUUAUGUGACUUUCCAAGCAUUCCUUGACUUUAUGACGCGUGAAGUGGCUGAUACGGAUACCGCUGAACAAGUCAUGGAGUCAUUUAGAAUCCUUGCUGGGGACAAGCCGUUUAUCACUACAGAAGAACUGAGACGUGAAUUACCACCAGAUCAAGCAGAGUAUUGUAUCGCUCGAAUGGCUCCCUACGAGGGACCAGACGCAGUGCCUGGUGCUCUGGAUUACAUGUCCUUCUCCACUGCACUCUAUGGCGAAAGUGACUUGUAACCACUUUUUAUGGUAUUGUAAUAUUAGGGAGGUGUUACUGUGGCUAGUCUGGUGUGACUGUGGCCAGUCAGUUUGUGUUUAGUUUCCAGACAGUAUACUUGAGUCUUCUAUACUCUGUGUAGAGAAAAGAAAAUGGAAAGGUUAAGUAAGACGUUUACGGCAAACGUCAAAACUAAAUUUUCUGGAUCUUUCAGCCGUUUAUACCCAAAAGUGACAAUACUUCCGUAAACAAUGAAUAAGAGAUUUUUUAAAACGACCUGCUUGAUUUAAGAAGUAAAGGAAUUCUGGGUAGAAUGAAAGUCGAGUUUUGCUGUUUGCUGUAACCGCAAACGUAAACGUAAUGAUAAAAAAAAAAAAAAAAACACACAGCAAUUCGUAAUAAUUUGUAUGGAACCUUCGCUCGUAUUUUGGAUAGAAAACUUUAAAAAAUCAAAUGGAAAUACAGGUUGGAUUGCUUCGGGAGAAAAGCAUUUUAUGGAGAUGAAUAUCGGCUCCAGGGAGUUGAAGUCCCGUUUAAUGGUAGUCUGUGCAUUUCUCCUAUUAGAUAUCUUUUUCCGAGGGGUAUAUCAGCCAUUAGCUUUGUUACUAGAAACUGUAGAAUCCAUCUUAAUUUCUGGCCCAAUACUUAAGGAGAUGCAACAUAAACUAGAUGUAGAAUAAAGGUAAAUUGUUCUUCUCGUCCAUCGAGUAGCGUGUGUAGGCAGCUGUCAGUAUUUCCAUUACAAACCAAAGCUACCUUACUGUAUUAAACUGCAGUGAGGAAUAUAAAUUUAUAUAAACUGGA
Molecule: messenger RNA, 3392 nt
Organism: Stylophora pistillata
Lineage: Eukaryota; Metazoa; Cnidaria; Anthozoa; Scleractinia; Pocilloporidae
Product: alpha-actinin
Molecular function (GO): calcium ion binding; protein binding
Source: RefSeq, a predicted model, not a curated record